Messenger RNA from Tuber melanosporum (Perigord truffle), 1665 nucleotides. RefSeq lists its product as uncharacterized. The record is from RefSeq and is a predicted model, not a curated record. NCBI's taxonomy places the organism in Eukaryota, Fungi, Ascomycota, Pezizomycetes, Pezizales, Tuberaceae. The transcript is spliced from 8 exons. Gene Ontology annotation, molecular function: iron ion binding; oxidoreductase activity, acting on paired donors, with incorporation or reduction of molecular oxygen; heme binding. The coding region runs from base 100 to 1665 and encodes 521 amino acids.
CUUGGUACUGCUCCUGGCACGGAGAUUUUUGGAAAUAUAUUCUCCCUCUUGCCAGGAGAGUUGUUAUUUCGGAUGAAGGAUCAAUCAAUGGAGACCAUCAUGAAUAACGACACAGGUUCCCGAUCUGGCUGGUUCAAGGCCGCUCUUGAGGGGGUUUUGCUGAAGAGGGGAGUUGAUCGCGGGGUUGUGCUGGGGGGUUUGGUGCUCUGGAUGAUUGGGUGGAUGGUGUGGAAGAGCUAUUCUUUGAGGGUGAAUGUUGACGCAGUGGGAGAUUCUCCGGGCCCAUUUGGAGGUUGGAGAGCGAUGUUCAAGUACUUUGAUCAUGGGAGCGAUUGGAUUACGGAGGGCUAUAAGAAAUACUCCCACACCGGCAAGACUUUCAAAGUCCCCACCAUAGCACGCUAUAUCGUCUUUCCAACCUCGCCAAAGCUUCUGGAGGAAAUGAUGGCUGAGCCAGAACACAUUUUAUCAUUCGACGAAGCGCUGACCGAAAAAGUAGCUGUAGAAUGGACGCUCCACCCAAGCAUCAAGUACGACACGUAUCAUUUAAAACUCAUCCGGACCAAACUCACCCAGCGCCUCAGCAUCGUAUUACCUGAAGUCAUGGAUGAACUAACACUUGCUUGGGAGGAGAGCACCAAUAUUGGGAAAGAGUGGACAAAGGUCCGGGUAUGGGACGUGAUGUUGCAGAUUGUGGCUAGAACUAUAAAUCGGAUGUUUGUCGGUGUCCCGUUAUGUCGGGACCAAGAAUAUCUCGACAACGUCAUCCAAUAUACCGUCAAGGUUGUCAAAGCAGGAGCAAUACUUGAUAUCCUCCCGAGGAUAUUCAGAGCCCCCCUCACAAACCUGAUUAUGCAGAAAUCCCACCACUACGCAAUGAUGCGCAAACACGUGGGCCACAUAUUUAGCGAGCGCAAGGAGAAGAUGCGAGAGCUGGGCUCGGAAUGGAAAGAUCGCCCAGACGACCUAAUUCAGUGGAUUCUCGACCUCGCCGGAGACGGAAAGGCCAGCUCGGAGGAGGAAUUGAUUUUCAGACUACUAUUCAUGAAUUUUGCUUCCAUACAUACCACUACUUCCACCUUAGUCCACGCCCUCUACGACAUCGCCGCAAACCCCGAGCUUCAACCACCCCUCCAUGCUGAAAUCACCGGAGCCCUAAGCAAGAGCGGCAUGUCCAAGCAAUCGCUCACAAAGAUGAAGAAACUAGACAGCGUAAUCCGUGAGAGCCAACGAUUAAACACCAUCACCACAAUAACAAUGAUGCGCAAAGCCCUAGUUCCGUACACCUUCUCAGAUGGCACCCACCUCCCGGUUGGGACCUGGGUGGCCGCGCCCGCAACUGCAAUCCAUCUCUCAGCCUCCAUCCCAAACCCAACCGUCUUCGACGGUUUCCGCUGGGAGCGCAUGGGGGCGGAAGACCAGGCCUCUGGCAAAGUGGGCAAGCACGCUGCCGUCACCACAUCAUUCGAACAGCUAGCCUUCGGUCACGGGAAGCAUGCAUGUCCCGGGCGCUUCUUUGCUACGAACGAAUUGAAGAUUUUAUUGAGUCAUGUGAUUGAGCGGUUUGAGUUUCGGUGUUUGGAGGGAAAGAGACCGAAGAGCAGAUUUUUUGGCGUUGCGUGUCUGGCGGACCCGAAUGGUGUGGUGGAGUUUAGGAUGAGGUAG